GCCUCCCGCCCCUUCCCCGAGUCCUCAGGCUCCCGCCUCCAACCAUUGGCGCCGCUGGCUUUAUCGUGUCCCCCAGAUUUGAGGCCCUGGGCUGCGGCGGGAAUAUGGAGGAGCUGCUGAAACAGGAGCUGGGCUGCAACUCCGUCAAGGCCACUGGUCACACGGGCGGCGGGUGCAUUAGCCAGGGCCAGAGUUACGACACGGACAAAGGGCGAGUGUUUGUGAAAAUGAACUCCAAGGCGGAGGCCAGAAGGAUGUUUGAAGGUGAGAUGGCAAGUUUAGCUGCCAUUCUGAAAACAGACACAGUGAAAGUGCCCAGACCCAUUAAGGUCCUUGAUGGCCCUGGAGGCAGCAGUAUGCUGGUGAUGGAGUACCUGGACAUGCGGUAUCUCAGCAGUCAUGCUACAAAGCUUGGGGAACAGCUUGCGGACCUGCACCUUCAGAACCAAAAGCUGGGAGACAUGCUCCAGAAGGAGGCCAGCACAGUGGGAAGAGGAAUUGGGCAGGCAGAACAGCCCUUCGUCGACCAGUUCGGGUUUGAUGUGGUGACCUGCUGUGGAUACCUCCCCCAGGUGAAUGACUGGCAGAAGGACUGGGUCGAGUUCUAUGCUCAACAACGCAUUCAACCCCAGAUGGACAUGGUGGAGCGGGGUUCUGGCGACCGGGAGGCCCUUCAGCUCUGGUCUGCUCUGCAGUUGAAGAUCCCCGGCCUGUUCCGUGAUCUGGAGAUUGUCCCUGCCUUACUGCACGGAGACCUCUGGGGAGGGAAUGUGGCUGAAGAUUCCACCGGGCCCAUCAUUUUCGACCCAGCUUCUUUCUAUGGCCACUCAGAAUAUGAACUGGCGAUAGCUGGCAUGUUUGGGGGCUUCAGCAGCUCCUUUUACUCUGCCUACCACAGCAAAAUCCCCAAGGCUCCGGGCUUCGAGAAGCGCCUACAGUUGUAUCAGCUCUUUCACUAUCUGAACCACUGGAACCAUUUUGGAUCUGGCUACAGAGGGUCCUCCCUGAACAUCAUGAGGAAUCUAGUCAAGUGAGCGGCUUUCUGUAGGGGAUGCCAUCUCUGAGCAGCUUCCCAAGGCCUCAAGUUCAGGGACACCAGUCUGGUCUGGUUAGGGACUUCUUGUUAUUCCAUCUCCAACUUCAUAAAUGCUUGCUGUUGUUGCUCAGGCUGUCCUCAAGCUUCGUGAAGAGUGGUAUCUCAGGAGAGGCUGUGUCAUCCUGAGGUUGUACACUGGUAGGCUUCCUGGCCAAGCGAGGCUGCGCUGAUGUGAACAGAGCAGCCCCUGAAGCCUGGGGCAUGGACCAGGAGUGGCUGCAGGGCAUGCUGUCCCAGGUGCCCAGCUCCUCUUCCCUGUUCCUGCCUCUGCUCUGGGGCAUCUCGGAAACCUGAAUCUCAACAUGGAACCAUCUUACUAAAAGCUGUUAGAAGUGACCAAUUCCCAGACCAAGCACAUUCCUUUUUUUUUUUUUUGUACCAGGAAUUGAACCUGGGACUUUGUGCUUGCCAGGCACAAGGUGUAGCUUGUGCCCCUGAGCUACAUGACCAGCCCUCCCUUUCCUUUGUGCCUGACUGCUGGACCUAGCGGCAGUCUGGGUGGAUCUAGAAGCAUCACAGGAGUGAUCUAGCUGCCAGCUCAGUGUGAACUGGAUAUAGUGAGGAAUCGCUCCUCUUACUCCAUCUCGUGUGUAGUUUUUUAAAGCUGGCCGAGUUGUCAUUUCUUGGCAACAUAUGAGUAUUGAGCUAAUAUCAAAUGUCACUGAUGCUAACAAAUCAUUUUGCCUCAAUAUUUGAAUAAACUUUCAGUGGUUUCAAUG
Octodon degus (degu) is the source of this 1815-nucleotide messenger RNA. RefSeq names its product fructosamine 3 kinase related protein (gene Fn3krp). Lineage: Eukaryota; Metazoa; Chordata; Mammalia; Rodentia; Octodontidae. The transcript has 6 exons. The coding region runs from base 105 to 1034 and encodes 309 amino acids. The record is from RefSeq and is a predicted model, not a curated record.